AUGCCUUCUUAUCUCAUCACUGGCGUCAACCGCGGUAUCGGUUGGGGUUUCUUGCAGCACCUCUCUGCUGAUACCAACAACACCGUCAUUGGCACAGUUCGCAACAAGGCUGCUACAGAGAAGCGAGUCGCCGAAGAGCUUGAUGGCAGAGCCAACAUCCACAUCCUAGAGGUUGAGCUGACUGAUUACGAAAGCAUCAAGGCUUCCGUUGGAGAGGUCACCAAGUUGACGGGUGGCAAACUGGACUAUCUCAUUGCCAACGCUGGGUUUAUCUCAGAUUGGUCAUCCGUAUUCUCGCUUGGCAAGCUUGGCCAGAGCCCCAAGGAGCUAGAGGACGACCUCAUCUACAGCUUCAAGGUGAAUGCUGUGGGACCUGUUCAUCUUUUCAACCUCUAUCUGCCCCUGGUCUUGAAGGGAGAUGCCAAGAAGGUCAUUGCAAUUACUUCGGGCAUGGCUGAUCUGGACUUGAUCAACGACUAUCGGAUCGACGUGGCUGGUCCUUAUUCCAUCAGCAAAGGCGCUCUAAACGUGGCGGUUUCCAAAUUUCACGCGCAGUAUGCCGAUCAGGGCGUUUUGUUCAUGGGAAUAUGCCCUGGCACAGUCGAGACUGGCCAUUAUGACGAUUUGAGCGAAGAGGCACAGGAUGGCGCCAUGAAGUUGACAGAAAAGUUCAACAAGUACGCACCUGGCACUAAGCCCAAGACUCCGGAGGCAGCUGUCGUGAAGGUCUUGGAAGUGGUAUACGGAUCGAGCCUCGAGAAUGGGCGUGGUGGAGCCUACAUCUCUCACCUGGGUACCAAAAGAUGGCUCUGA
Verticillium dahliae VdLs.17 is the source of this 813-nucleotide messenger RNA. RefSeq lists its product as uncharacterized. The record is from RefSeq and is a predicted model, not a curated record. Bases 1 to 813 code for a protein of 270 amino acids. Gene Ontology annotation, molecular function: oxidoreductase activity, acting on the CH-OH group of donors, NAD or NADP as acceptor. The transcript has 5 exons. NCBI's taxonomy places the organism in Eukaryota, Fungi, Ascomycota, Sordariomycetes, Glomerellales, Plectosphaerellaceae.